AUGCUUCUCCAGAAUAGCUCGGAAAUUACUAGUCAUACAGGCCUAAACCAUGGGCGACAGACCUCCAGCCUUCAGAACGUUGUGGAUAGACCCAAAGUAGGUACCAUUAUACGGGGCCCUAGCCACGAAACACUAAUAACUGAUGGCUCAGACUCUGUAUUUGAGACGGCAGACUCACGAGUUGUACGCAGCCGUCAAGGGUCGCCGAUGCACACUUUAACUUCGCCCGUUCCCUCCGCCGAUUCCCAGGCUUCUUGUCUAUACGAACGUGACUCGGGUGGCAGCCCCGUGUCAGGAAGGCUGUCACGGCCCGGCUUGGGGGCUGGGAAGCUGCUGCGCCAACGCUUGGAUUCUGGAGAUACGGGUUCGAUGCUCAGUGUUAGCCAGACUUGGAGGACGAGCUCCAGAACAUUUGACAAUACUGUGGUGAGCGAAUUAAAGACCACGCUUAAGUCAAUUGAACCUCGACCUGAUUCUUGCCAAGUGGUGGCCAGUAACCGUUUCUUGGCUAUUGGGCAAAAAACUGGUCAUAUCACUCCCUUGCAAGACAAAACUCCCUCCACAGUUAAUGGUACAUCCGACAGCCAAUCAGAUGCUCAAAUCAGCCUUAUUCGGAAGCCUGCCGAAUCUACUUCACAUUGCGUCAUCUCAACUAGCCCAGAUUCUGUCUAUACCUUGGACUCUGAAGUCUCGUUUGUUUCUCCCAAAACUUCUGUUGUGUCUCAUGCUGGUGAUGCUCUUUCGGAGGCUUCCAUUAUCUCUAAGCCCAGAUCUGUAUCAAGUUUAGUCGAUGUUCCUCUGGCGUCUUCGGUCUCUCCUCUGGAUGAAUCUGCUACCAUUUUACCUUCCUCAUCUCGGUUGCCUUGUUUUCAACCCCUCACUAGUAUUGCUCCUCAAAAAAGCCCUCAUAACAAGGCCCAUAGCAUUAACAAUGAAGAUAUUGGUGAUAAACAAAACAUAUGCGCAAAAUCGGUUGACGCUCAGUUCGACCCUCUUGACGAUCAUCCGGCCUCGGCUGAUUCGCUUUUUUCUCUCAACUCAACCUUUGAAACUCAAUCUGCGAAUCUUUCUGGCAUACAUCCUGGGGAUCUUGGCAAAUCUCGCCUGGGUGUCAGGCCAAAGCAAUCACAACUAUCUCAGAGCCUGGGCUCCCUUCGUCGUGUUUUAGUCACGGGGACCAGGCGUCCACAAAUGGGCCAACAGGAAUCGAUAAGCCGGGGCGGCUCGAGCAUGAGUAUCUACAGCGAAACACAGGAGAGCUAUAAUUGUGGCAUCGUGAUCACUGGAGAUAUAUGUUUUGUGCCUACUUACGAUCUUAAAAUGGGUUGUCUUCGGGUGUUCGUGAAGCAGGCACGCAACAUUGCAGUAGCCGACAUAAAACGCGGGACUUCAGAUCCGUAA
Molecule: messenger RNA, 1401 nt
Organism: Protopolystoma xenopodis
Lineage: Eukaryota; Metazoa; Platyhelminthes; Monogenea; Polystomatidea; Polystomatidae
Source: the annotation of a GenBank genome assembly